This is a messenger RNA of Penicillium brevicompactum, 1440 nucleotides long. RefSeq names its product putative nucleolin protein Nsr1. The record is from RefSeq and is a predicted model, not a curated record. The coding region runs from base 1 to 1440 and encodes 479 amino acids. Gene Ontology annotation, cellular component: cytosol. Gene Ontology annotation, molecular function: mRNA binding. The transcript is spliced from 2 exons. NCBI's taxonomy places the organism in Eukaryota, Fungi, Ascomycota, Eurotiomycetes, Eurotiales, Aspergillaceae.
AUGCCGGUGUCACCAAGGCCUCCUCCUCCCCCCGCCGCCAAGAGCAAGACCAUCGCCGCCAAGGUCGCCGCCAAGGAGAAGUCCUCCAAGAAGAGCAAGAAGGAGCCUACCCCCAGCAGCUCUUCCGAGUCUGAGUCUGAGUCUGAUGAGGACAUGAAGGAUGCUUCCUCCAGCAGCGAGUCCGAGUCCGAGAGCGAGGACGAGAAGCCUGCCCCCAAGAAGGCCGAGAAGAAGGUCGCUGCCAAGAAGGCCGAGUCCUCCGACUCUUCCGACUCUUCCGACUCCUCUGACUCCGAGUCCGAGGAGGAGAAGCCCGCCCCCAAGAAGACUGAGAAGAAGGUCGCCGCCAAGGCCGAGUCCUCCGACUCUUCUGACUCUUCCGACUCCUCUGACUCCGAGUCCGAGGAGGAGAAGCCCGCUCCCAAGAAGACUGAGAAGAAGGCUGCCGCUAAGGCUGAGUCCUCCGACUCCUCCGACUCUGACUCUGACUCUUCCGAGUCUGAGGCUGAGGCCAAGAAGGCCGAGUCUUCCGACUCUGACUCCGACAGCUCUGACUCUGACUCCGACUCUGAGGACAGCGAGCCUUCCAAGAAGCGCAAGGCUGAUGACGAGCCCGAGGCCGUCGCCAAGAAGUCCAAGACCGCUGAGGUCCCCGAGGGUGCCUCCGCCAACCUCUUCAUCGGUAACCUGUCCUGGAACGUCGAUGAGGAGUGGCUCCAGCGUGAGUUCGCCGAGUUCGGUGAGCUCUCCGGCUGCCGCAUUGUCACCGACCGUGAGUCUGGCCGCUCCCGCGGAUUCGGAUACGUUGAGUUCGUCAACGCUGCCGAUGCCGUCAAGGCCAUGGACGCCAAGAAGGGUACCGACCUCGACGGCCGUACCAUCAACCUCGACUACGCUACUGCCCGCGCCGCUCCCCAGGCCGGUGCUGACCGCACUCAGAACCGUGCUCGCUCCUUCGGUGACUCCACCAGCCCCGAGAGCGACACUCUCUUCGUUGGUAACCUUCCCUUCAGCGCCACUGAGGAUGCUCUCCACGAGGUCUUCGGUGCCCAGGGUUCCAUCCUCGGUAUCCGUCUCCCCACUGAGCAGGAGACCGGUCGCCCCAAGGGCUUCGGUUACGUCCAGUUCUCCUCCAUCGAGGAGGCCAAGGCUGCUCACUCCGCCCUCAACGGCGAGGAGAUCGAGGGCCGUGCCAUCCGUCUUGACUUCUCCACUCCCCGUCCCGCUGGCGGUGACCGUGGUGGCUUCGGCGGCCGCGGUGGUGGCCGUGGCGGUGGCCGUGGUGGCUUCGGUGGUCGCGGCGGCGGCGGCGGCUUCGGUGGCCGUGGUGGUGGUGGUCGCGGUGGUGGCCGUGGUGGCUUCGGUGCUCCCCGUGGUGGUGCCCUCAACAAGGGCAAGGGCGCCAUCCCCGAGUUCAAGGGCUCCAAGGUCACUUUCUAA